AUGAGUUUCAGAGCUAAGAUCUCAGGUUUCGGUGCUAAGGUCUCGAAAGGUUUGAGAUAUCUGGAAAUUCCUGUUCAGGAUAGGGACUCCAUCAGUUUUUUAAAGAAUCCGGAUUUGCAGCCUAUUAAGGCGGAAAAUCAAACAUGGGGUUUCUGGUCUAAUUUCGCAUAUUGGGGGGUUAUGUCCUUUUCCGUUGGUACCUGGAUUAGUGCCUCGUCUGCAUUAAGUGUCGGGUUAAGUUAUCCAGAGACUAUUGGUACGUUUAUUGUCGGUGAUGUGUUGACUAUCGUAUUCACCUUGGCCAACUCGAGUCCUGGUUACGACUGGAAGGUCGGUUACACUUUGACUCAGAGAUUUGUUUUCGGUAUCAAUGGUUCCGCUUUCGGUAUCAUCAUCAGAGUCUUAAUGAGUAUUGUCAAUUACGGUUCCAACGCUUGGUUGGGUGGUCUUUGUAUCAACAUGAUCUUAGAUUCCUGGUCUCAUCACUAUCUGCAUUUACGUAACACUUUGUCCUCCAGUGUCGCCAUGACCACUAAAGAGUUGAUCGGAUUUAUUAUCUUCCACGUCCUCACUGCCUUCUGCUACCUAAUGAAGCCUUACCACAUGAACUACAUUUUGAUUUGGUCAUGUGUGGCCACCUUUUUCUCCAUGCUGGGUAUUGUGAUCUAUUUGACCCACCAUGCUGGCGGUGUUGGUGACUUGUUCACGUCCACCGAAUCCACCGCCACCGGUUCUACUAAGGCCUGGGCUUGGGUCUACAUGAUUUCGUACUGGUUUGGUUCCGUCUCUCCAGGUUCCACCAACCAAAGUGAUUACUCGAGAUUCGGUUCUUCCCAAACCGCCAUCUGGCUCGGUACCAUCUGUGCUCUAUUGAUUCCCACCACUUUGAUUCCAGUCUUUGGUGUCAUUGGUGCUUCCACUUCCGAAAAGCUAUAUGGUACACAAUUGUGGAUGCCUAUGGAUAUUUUUGACUACUGGUUAAAGGAAAACUAUUCUUCAGGUGCCCGUGCCGGCGCCUUCUUCUGUGGUGUUUCCUUCGUCAUGUCCCAAAUGGCCUACACCAUCUCUAACUGUGGUUUCGCUAGUGGUAUGGAUUUAGCCGGUUUGUUGCCCAAGUAUGUCGAUAUCAAGAGAGGUGCUAUUUUUACCGCGUGUAUCUCCUGGGCUUGUUUGCCAUGGAAUUUCUACAACUCUUCGUCUACUUUCUUGACUGUCAUGAGUUCUUUCGGUGUCGUUAUGACUCCUAUUAUCUCUGUCAUGAUCUGCGAUAACUUCUUGAUUAGAAAGAGACAAUACUCUAUCACCAACGCCUUUAUUCUAAAGGGUGAAUACUACUUCAGCAAGGGUGUUAAUUGGAGAGCAAUCGUCGCUUGGGUUUGUGGUAUGACUCCCGGUUUACCUGGUAUUGCCUGGGAAGUCAAUAACAAUUAUUUCCACAACACUGGUAUUGUUAACUUCUUCUACGGUGAUUCAUUCUUCUCAUUCUUGAUCUCUUUCUUUGUUUACUGGGGACUGUGUCUACUCUUCCCUAUCAAGAUCGUUGUCAAACACGAUGACAAGGAUUACUACGGUGCAUUCACUGACGAAGAAGCAAGAAAGAAGGGCAUGGUUCCAUUCAGCGAAAUUUCUGAAGAAGAAAUUGCUGCUUACACAUUAGGUGAAGGAUACACCACUGGUCAUGAAUUCAGACCUGACGGAUCCGACGAAGAAGUGCCUGAAUUGGCCAAGACUAGCUCUGAAAACACCAACGAGUUUGAAAUAGUUCACCAAAAGCAAGAUGAAAAAAAUUCUUCCACCGCCAGUGAAAGAGCCAACUAA
Messenger RNA from Saccharomyces eubayanus, 1818 nucleotides. It is a transcript of the gene THI7, whose product is annotated as thiamine transporter THI7. Bases 1 to 1818 code for a protein of 605 amino acids. The record is from RefSeq and is a predicted model, not a curated record. The transcript has a single exon. Gene Ontology annotation, molecular function: nucleobase transmembrane transporter activity. Gene Ontology annotation, cellular component: plasma membrane. NCBI's taxonomy places the organism in Eukaryota, Fungi, Ascomycota, Saccharomycetes, Saccharomycetales, Saccharomycetaceae. Gene Ontology annotation, biological process: nucleobase transport; transmembrane transport.